Molecule: messenger RNA, 687 nt
Organism: Triticum aestivum (bread wheat)
Lineage: Eukaryota; Viridiplantae; Streptophyta; Magnoliopsida; Poales; Poaceae
Product: disease resistance protein Pik-2-like
Exons: 1
Coding region: 7-687 (226 amino acids)
Molecular function (GO): ADP binding
Source: RefSeq, a predicted model, not a curated record
GCGACCAUGAACGCCGCCCUCCGGGUCAUCUCCGAGGCCGACCAGAGCUCCGUCGACCACCUCGUCCGGGAGUGGGAGAAGCAGGUGCACGACCUCGCCGACGGCGCUGAGGAUUGCAUGGACACCUACUCGCUUUGCAUCGUCCGCCCCACCCCACGACCGCCGAAUGACGUCUCCGGCAGCCAGCCCAUCUUCUCCUGGGCCGGAUACCUGCUUUCGCGAGCCAAGAGCGUUGCCAGGUACCCGUACGUGAAGCUUGUGCUGCAGCGCACCCUCGCUGCUGACAUCAAGGCCCUCCUGGUCCGUACCACCAAGGUCAGCGAACGCCGCGCUCACUACGGCAUUGACCUACAAAGGUCCGCCUGGUUUGCCCCGGUCUCGGCGGCGUCUGUGUCUGCAAAUGCCCUCCGCCGUGUUGACGACCCUGAUCAGUUUGUCGGCAUCACAGAACAGGCCAACAGCCUGGCCGGGAAGAUCAAAGCGGCGGCGGUCCAUGAGGGUCUGAAUGUCUUCUCCAUUGUGGGGUUCGGAGGACUGGGGAAGACAACCCUGGCCAUGGAGUUGUGCCGGCAGCUGGACAUGGACUUCCCUCGCCAGGCGCUGGUGUCCGUGUCACAAGCCUUUGAUGCCACGAAGGACGUCAAGGGACUGCUGGUACCAGUGCUCCAGCAAAUCCUCAAGGAUUAA